Messenger RNA from Trypanosoma rangeli, 2202 nucleotides. Its product is annotated as SNF2 DNA repair protein. The transcript has a single exon. NCBI's taxonomy places the organism in Eukaryota, Euglenozoa, Kinetoplastea, Trypanosomatida, Trypanosomatidae. The record is from RefSeq and is a predicted model, not a curated record. Gene Ontology annotation, cellular component: nucleus. Bases 1 to 2202 code for a protein of 733 amino acids. Gene Ontology annotation, molecular function: ATP-dependent chromatin remodeler activity; ATP hydrolysis activity; ATP binding.
AUGGCUGACGGGAUCAACGCGAAGGACGCGCGUCUCACCUCGGGGCUGGUCGUCCCUUCGCCCCUCGCCGACGUGCUUCGCCCACAUCAGGUUGACGCACUGCAUUUUAUGUGGAGUAAACUCGUGGAUGAGGGUAUACAACGCGUUAUACAAGCUAGUGUGGCGAUGCCGUUGGUGGAGCGGGUGCAUCUCUACCAGGAACUGUUUGGUUGUGUUAUUGGCCACUCGAUGGGCCUUGGCAAGACUGUCACCGUGUUGAGUUUUCUUCUGCUGUUUCAGCAGCGCUACACUGUCAGCGAUGCCUCGGCACCAGCGAUACGUGUCAUCGUGCUGACCCCGCGGAGUUGCACGUUUCAAUGGCAGUGCAGUGCGGCGGAGUGGAUGAUCCCCACGCUGUUCGGUGACACGGUGCUGCCCGUGUACGCACUACUGGGCUCCCGCGCGCCGGAGAAGACCAUCUUGGAGUUCUAUCAAACAGGUGGCAUUCUUCUUCUGGGCUACGAGGAGUACCAGGGGCUGCUUCGACGGGCGAAAGAGGGUGUUGCAGGCUCGCAAGCGUACACCCGCGUCAAGUCGUUGUUUGAUUACUUGCGACCACCACUACCCCUUAGCAGCCAUAUUUCUUUGCUGGAGGUGCUGGAGAGCCCUGAUGUGGUGGUUUUGGACGAGUCGCAUCGGCUUAAACGCCUCAACUCAAAACUUGUGGGAGGCCUAAUGGAACAUCUGCGAGGCGUGCAGCUGCGGGUGGCGAUUACAGGCACCCCGCUGCAGAACCACUUGGAGGAGUACAACGUCAUGUACUCUGUUGUGACGGGGGCCAUGAUGCAGUCUGGCUCCUUCCGUCGUCUCUUUACAAAUCCCAUCGAGCGAGGACAGUGCAAGGACUCUACGUUUCAGCAGUUUGUGGAGAUGCAGAAGUGUGUGGCGUCGCUGCGUCGCUUCUUUGGGACAACAGUGCAUCACUGUGGGCCUGAGGUUCUUGAGCGGGAACUUCCACCGCGGCGGGAGUACGUCAUCCUGGUGGGGCUGUCGCCAAAGCAGGAGGCGGCAUACCGGUCGAUGCUGAAGACUUACACCAAGGGCGAAGCCAACCGCGCUAUUCUUCCGCUUCACCACGAGGCCGCACACGUCUGCUUUCAUCCUGCUUUGACGCAGCAGCGGGCGCGAGAGGUGAUGCGCGCUUCGUACGACGGGCCCGUGUCAAGUACGGUGCUGAACAGCAACCCGGGGGAGCUUGAAGGCGGUGAGGAAGGGAGUAAUUUCUCCUCCAUCUCCUCGGAUGAGAUGCCUUCAGAAGAUUUUGACGACGCGGACCUUGAGGUGGCCCUGGAGCACCUUAAUGUGGCGGAGUCGCCGAAGCUUGUCUUGACGCUUUCGCUGCUGUGGCACAUCAGCGAGGAGCUGCACGAGAAGGUGGUGCUCUUCUCCACGUACAGGAGCCACUUGUUCCUCUUGCAGCGGCUGCUGUGGCAGCGGGGAAUGCUGGCGGACGUGAUGCAUGGAGGGCUGGAGGUAAGGGAGCGUCAACGCAUCAUUGAACGCUUCACAGAAGACGCAUCUCGUUUUGUCCUGCUGUGCUCCACAAGGGCCAGUGGUGUGGGCAUUAAUUUGGUUGCCGCGAACCACUGCAUUUUGUUUGACGUGAGUUGGAACCCGGCCGAUGACACGCAGGCAACCUACCGCCUUUAUCGCUACGGUCAACAGCGGCCCGUAACCAUCUACCGCAUUGCCACCGACGGAACCUUUGAGCAUGUUGUCUUCUUCUACGCCCUCAGCAAGGCAUGGCUCCACAAGAAGAUUGUAGACGUGGCGGACCCCACAAGGUAUGAGCGUCACAUGAAGGAAAACUACUUUAUGUAUCCCUGUAGGUUGCCGAUUGACUUUGAGCGCGGCGAUGGCAGUGACGAAAAGCGCACUCCGCUUCCAAAUAAUGAGGCGGUACAAGAACGCUGGCGCGAGUACGCCUCCCGCCACUCCCCGGCACUCGCACUCACGGCACCGGACGGAACAUUUGCGUGGAUACGUUCCAUCUCUGAGCAUUCCUUCUUGCUGCGUGACAAUACGGACGAUGUGAUUCGGGAAAUGGGGAAACGGUUUGCGACACAGAGGCCGGUGCCCGGUCUUCCUGUUGUGCUGGAACGCGCCAACGGCGAAAGAUUUCUUAUUAGAGGACGUGACGCCUUUACCACUACAGCGGUGUGA